ACACAGUGCACCGCACUGUCUCUCUCAGUCGCAAACAAAAACAUGCAAGCUCCGUUAGUAUACGCUCUUACGUACAUUUCUACAAUUGUACUUUUGCUUUGCUGGAGAUUGUCCCAUUUCUUAACUGCAAAGGCGCGUGAGCGUAUUUUUUCCACCUUCUCGAAGUGGGUGGUGUACACGCUCUUGUUUUCGAGACCCAAUGGAAGCUCCGACGUUACCGUGUUAUCCGCGAUACUCAUUAUUUUCCUUUUAUCAGGUAAUGUCAUUGCAUCUGUUCUUGCUGUUCAGGACCAGGACGAAUUUUCUUUUCGUUUGGCACGAUUGAGCUUGAUCAAUAUGGUAUUUCUCUAUCUAGGCGGGAGGACAAACAUACUAGUCGACAAAAUUUUCCGUUUCUCACACACUGAUUAUUGUUUACUACAUCGGUGGUUAGGCCGCAUUGCCGCGGCAGAGGGAAUCAUUCAUGGAACCCUAGAGUUCAUGCACUCUCAAUCGACACCGUCAGCCCUGAAUCUUUCUCUCCUUGCCCUCUCAAGCUUGAUAGCGCUGCUAUCUGUGGUUUUCAUCCGGCGCAUGAUGUACGAGCUAUUCCUCCAAACACACCUUCUAUUUUCCAUCGCCAUGUUAAUACUCGUAUGGCUGCACAUCAGCCGACUCGACGCAUACUUGCUGUCAUGUCUUACAGUAGCUGCUAGCAUGUUACUCGUGCAGAAAACACUAUGGGUUAUAUGUACCGUGCGGAGAAACUAUGGUUCGGGUCCCUUGUCACGGAUAUCAGUCAUCCGCUACCCAGGACCUGGCCUUCAGAAGCCGGUGAUCCAGGUCCGGCUUGAUAUCAAAAAGUCUUGGACAGUAAAACCGGGACAGUAUGUCUAUCUGACCCUUCCAGGGCUCCGCAGCUUAGGAUUAGGACUAUUUGAGUCUCAUCCAUUCAUGAUUGCUUGGGCGGUCGAAGACGAGCAAGCAAGAUUGAGAACAAUCGUGCUGUUGGUGCAAGUGCGUAGCGGAUUCACGCAAAAACUGCAAUUCGCAAAUCCUCUAAGCAGAGUAAUCAUCGAUGGACCUUACGGAGGUAAUGAGGCGCAUGCAAUGGCCAAGUAUGACAAGGUCCUUCUCAUGUCAAGUGGGAUUGGAAUUGCUUCACAUCUGGAUACCGCGCGACAUCUACUACUGGCGCACGAUAGACAAACAGCACGAGUUAGGAGAUUAACCAUACUUUGGCUGCUGGAGACCCGGGAUGAUCUUCAAUGGGCGAAAGAAUUUCUCUGCGAAUUACAUGAUAUGGACCGGCGGGAAAUUCUUCUCAUAUAUCUCUAUUAUCCCAACGAGGCGGAAGGGUCUUCGGAAGGGCCAAUACCGCGUCUCGAGGUUCCCAGGAGGAGAAUGACGUCUACUUCAGGUGAAGUUGAUCUAUUGUGGUUACUCAAAGAGGAAUGGAGGGCUGAAGCUGGUAAUAUGCUGGUAUCAGCUUGCGGGACUCCCCGGUUUGAGCUCCGCGCAAGGCAAGCUGUGAGGCGUAGCCUUUACGACAUCGACUUUCGCGCUAGUAAUUUCCAACCUCACGAAACACGUUGUGGCGGGGCUGUUAAGCGCUGAUGCUUGAGAGUGUGUGUAUUUUUAAUUUAAGUCGUAAAUAGAAUUAAU
This is a messenger RNA of Macroventuria anomochaeta, 1644 nucleotides long. RefSeq lists its product as uncharacterized. Gene Ontology annotation, biological process: iron ion transport; intracellular iron ion homeostasis; copper ion import. Gene Ontology annotation, cellular component: plasma membrane. Bases 43 to 1596 code for a protein of 517 amino acids. The transcript is spliced from 4 exons. Lineage: Eukaryota; Fungi; Ascomycota; Dothideomycetes; Pleosporales; Didymellaceae. The record is from RefSeq and is a predicted model, not a curated record. Gene Ontology annotation, molecular function: ferric-chelate reductase activity.